Molecule: messenger RNA, 3020 nt
Organism: Schistosoma spindalis
Lineage: Eukaryota; Metazoa; Platyhelminthes; Trematoda; Strigeidida; Schistosomatidae
Source: the annotation of a GenBank genome assembly
AUCAGGAUGUGUAACUCAUUCGAAGUGUUGCGGCACCAUAUGGUUUUUACUUGUAGUCGAAUGUUUAGAGCGUAUAUCAAAGACACAUUUCACAGUUUCUAAGGAAUGAUUCGUCUAAUUGUCAUUGAUAGACAGCUACGUAUCCUGCGUCCAAAUGAAAAAUUUCCAUCAUUUUCAUGCAGUCAAUUACUAUGCAUGUUGGCUAAAUCUGUUAUAGUUAAACUUUGUAACUUUGAAAAUCCUGGUUUUAUAUCUGUAUGCGACACAACAAGCUUGUCUCCUAAGGGAUCACUUGGCGCAUUUUCCUCCGAUAUAUCUAGCUUGCAUAAUGCAAUUGAUCACAUUGAACAGACAGCUAAGGUGAUGUUCCCUAGUGAAUUGACAGCCACAUCAAUUCUUAACAUCUUGAAAGAAGCAUAUCUGUACUAUGGACCUUGGUCAAAUAUUCAAGUUUUAUUAUUUACAGAUGGAGGAUCUUCUUACUUCACUUAUUCCUCUCUUAUUUACCCAGUAGAUUUUCCUAAAAGUCUAUUUAAUGAUACUUCAAUUUUGUUCAUUAGUUUGAGUGAUAAACAGUUAUCUAACGAUCUAAUGGAGUUACAUAAUCAAUUUCACUUGAAAUCAAUAAUUUUCGAAGCUAACAAAUACGUUUCAAAUCUUGAAACAUAUACUGUCGAAUUAUAUAUAGAUAAUUUAGCUAAACAUAUUAUUGAAUAUUGUCAACCGAAUCAAGUAAUUCCAAGUGUAAUUAUCAAUUGUGGACGUCUUCAAAGUAUGGCAGUUUUAUUACCAUCUCCAGGUGUUCAUUCAUUCACUGAAUUGAAUGAUUUGGCAAAAAAUUCACUUUGUGUGGAGAUCUUCGGUUUCCUUAAUCUCAGCGAUUUAAACAAUCCACCAGUAAAUGGACGUUUUACAGUGGUUAGUCGAACAGAUCCAUCUGAUCCUGAUCUUCUCUACCUGCUUUUGCGAUCAUUACAAAAUACAAAAACUGUUGCCAUGUGUAAUAUUUAUAUUGUAAUGAAUAAUCAAUUAACUCAGUCGAUCAAUUCAAGUACAGUUUCAGUGUUGGAUUCACACAAUUCAUCUAAACGUAAUCUUCAACAACAACAGUCUGGUAAAAAUUCACCGAAUCAUACUCUUUGGAGUCAUGGUUAUUUGCAUCAUAUUGAUAUGAAGCAAUCAAUUUUAAUGUUGUCAGUAUUUGAACGAGAAUGUACUGGUUUACCUUGGCUUGGUAAUUUUAGUCAUUUAGCACCUGUAACAGAUUUUGCCGGUUCUCAAUUAUACGAUGAUAAAAAUGAAACUUCACCAUUCCCUGUUCGAACACCGGAUCAUUUGAGUUAUAAAAUUGAUGGUUCACGUUAUGUUUCUUGGGCAUCACAGUCAGCAAUGCUUAUGGAUAUUAAUAAAGUGCUUCGAUUAAGUCGGCGCCUGCCGGAAAAAUCUGCAUUACUUUAUAAAGAAUUAAAUCGACUUCGUUCUGCAGCCACUGUUUAUGGAUGUCCAGAAUUGUUAUUACAAAUUCAUUCAAUGAUUAUGUCUAUUCAUCAUCAGUCCAGUAAUAAUAAUAAUAGUAAUGAUAAUAAUAAUAGUGAUAAUAAUACUAUUGUUACUGGAUCCGAUGAACAAACAAAAUCAUUACAAACUUGUUUAAAUAAUGUAACUGAUAUAUUACUUAAACAGGAAUCAUAUACAAAUGAUAUCUUGUCACCUGAUAAAAGAAAACUAUUCUAACUAAUGAAUUAAUGAUGAUAAUUACAUGUACAUAUCUGUAAAAAGAUAUAUAUAUAUAUAUAUAUAUAUAUAUAUAUAUAUAUAUUCUUACGAGAAGGGGUUUUGUGGAGAUUUUAGAAAUUUCACUAGUUGAAAUCAUGAGUUAAUUGAAGCUAGACCACCAUGGAAAACCUGGAAGUACUGGACGAUCGUUUCGUCCCACUACGGUCAUCCAGUGUUCCUAAGAUUUCCAUGGUGGUCUAUCUUCAAUUAACUCAUGAUUUCAACUAGUGAAAUAUAUAUUCUUGUAAACAUUUACAUUCUUAUUCAAUUUAUGUUUAGUUGUUUGAAUCUUCUCAUUGAUGUUUAGGAUUAUUACAAUUUUGAUAAAGUUUUAUUCUCUAAACUGGAUGAUUUAAUCAUGGAUAACAAUAAGAAAGCUUCAUGAUCAAACUAUUCAACUUAGAGAAUAAAACUCUAUCGAAAUCAUCGACCUGACCUACAAAUCUUCUCCACCAUCUCAUUACUAAAAUUAAUUAGUUUCUUGUACAAAUGCUGUUUUCUAUUUUAUGGUACAAUGUGGUCUGUUUGAUUGGUAUAUAAACCCCGUAUGUUUGAAAUAAAUGAUUCAUAUUGCAGAGGCUGAGAUUGGUGUUCUGGAAUUAACUAGCUGAGCUAAGCAGGAAGCAGGACUAAUAAGGACUCUAGACUGCUCGUACGUGUUUAUGCGUCAUCGGUCCGAUCGAUAAACUACUGUUCUCUAAUUGGCGGUAUCAUUACCUUAUGCAUUGACAGGGCACACAGGCCACAAGUUAUAAGAGUUACUCAACUCCUAUGGGAUUUUCGUUUUACUAAACAACGCAGUAACUUUGAAUAAAGUUUAUAUCUUCCGAAGACAAUUUAGAGUGUAGGGUACUCAAUAGAAUAACUAGGAACUGGUUGAAAUACCAACAUAACUUUGUGUAAUGGUAUACUUUAUUUUAAAAGUUGCCUAUUGAAGAUAAACAGUGAAUUAUAACUUCAAGUACAAUUAAAUCCGUCACUGAAACAAUCGUAACUAACCAACUUCAUAUUACAAUUUGUUAGCGAUAUAUGUGAUCCUAAUCAAAGAAUGAGUAUACUGAGCAUCAGCUCAUUCUGUUCUACAUUAUGAUUAUUAGAUAUUAGCUUCAAAAUUAGAGGUUAUUUCUACAUUACUAGUGUACUUGAUCAUUGAUGGCUUAAAAGCAUUUCUCAUGUAUAUUGGGACCAUCGAGUGAACAAUACCAAGAUUAGAUGAUGGGUACUUACUAAAGAGAACAAAUUCU